Molecule: messenger RNA, 2159 nt
Organism: Nicotiana tabacum (common tobacco)
Lineage: Eukaryota; Viridiplantae; Streptophyta; Magnoliopsida; Solanales; Solanaceae
Biological process (GO): regulation of DNA-templated transcription
Molecular function (GO): DNA binding; DNA-binding transcription factor activity
Source: RefSeq, a predicted model, not a curated record
AAAGUCUAAAUCUCCCAAAUUAGAAUCGUCAUUGACGAAGCUCCGUAUAAAACCCUUGAGCGCUCUUUCUUCUUCCAAAAAAUUAACACUGAAAUUCUCAAAGGAAAAUACGAAAACAGCCCACCAAAAAACAUUAAAUGGAGGCGUUUUCUUCAAUGGAGAUUCACUAGCUAAGGUGGGGACUACUCCUCCAGACGUAUGACUGUUAGUAGAGAGUUGAUUCAAACCAUGGCUUCCCAGGAAAAGUAUCAGAAAAAAGAGGCAGUUGAAAAACCUCCAGAAAUUGAUGUAGUCGAAAAAUCUAAUAAUCAGGUUGGAGAAAGUUCUGGUGCCCUGCCGCAUCUUGUACGGAUUCACGUAACUGACCGUGACGCCACAGACUCAUCUAGUGACGAGGAGGAGAAGGCUGGAGGAGCGAAGACAGAGCAACAUGGAAAGACGUGUGUAAAGGAAAUCAUCAUUGAGAAUGGAAAGACUGAGGUCAUUCCGAAGAAGAAAUCCAAAGAGAAGAAAGAUAUAACGGUGCUGCAAGGAGAUGUGAAGAAGUACCGAGGGGUUAGACAGCGAAAGUGGGGCAAGUGGGCAGCAGAGAUUCGUGAUGCGAGGAGGAAAACUCGGCUUUGGUUGGGAACUUUUGACACUGCUGAAGAAGCUGCUUUGGCUUAUGACAAGGCGGCCAUUGAAAUAAGAGCCAUGGCUUCCCAGGAAGAGCAUCAGAAAAAUGAGGCAGUCGAGAAGCCCUCAGAAAUUGAUGUAGUUGAAAAACCCUCAGAAGUUGAUGUAGUUGAAAAACCCUCAAAAAUUGAUCUAGUUGAAAAAUCCAUCAAUCAGGUCGGAGAAAGUUCUGUGGUCCUGCCGCGUGUUGUGCGGAUUCACUUACCGGACUCAUCUAGUGACGAUGAGGAGAAGGUUGAAGGAGAGAAGUCCAAGCGACAUGUAAGGACGUGUGUAAAGGAAAUAAUCAUCGAGAAUGGAAAGACCACGGUCAUCUCAAAGAAGUCCAGAGAGAAGAAAGAUAUAAAGCUGCUGCAAGAAAAUGCGAAGAAACGGAUUCACGUACCAGAGUCCGACGCCACAGACUCAUCUAGUGACAAUGAGGAGAAGGUUGAAGGAGAGAAGUCCAAGCGACAUGAACGGAUGUGUUUAAACGAAACCAUCAUCGAGAAUGGAAAGACCCACGUCAUCUCAAAGAAGAAGUCCAAUGAGAAAAAAGAUGUAAAGCUGCUGCAAGAAAAUGCGAAGAAACGGAUUUGCGUACCGGACUGCGACGCCACAGACUCAUCCAGUGGGGAUGAGGAGAAUGUUGAAGGAGAAAAGUCCAAGCGACAUGAACUGACGGGUGCCAAGGAAAUCGUCAUUGAGAAUGGAAAGACCCAGGUCAUUUCAAAGAAGAAAUCCAAAGAGAGGAAACAUAAAAAGCUGCUGCAAGAAAAUGUGAAGAAACGGACUCACGUGCUGGACCAUGACACAACAGACUCAUCUAGUGACGAUGAGGUGAAGGCUGAAGGAAAGAAGUCACAGCAGCAGGAAAAGACGUGUGCAAAGGAAAUCACCUUUGAAAAUGGAAAGACCGAGGUCAUUUCAAAGAAGAAAUCCAAAGAGAAGAAAGAUAUAAUGCUGCUGCAAGGAAAUGUAAAUAAAUACCGAGGGGUUAGACAGCGGAAAUGGGGCAAGUGGGCGGCAGAGAUUCGAGACACAAGAAAGAGAACUCGAACUUGGUUGGGAACUUUUGACACUGCUUAUGAAGCUGCUUUGGCUUAUGACAAGGCGGCCAUUGAAAUAAGAGGUGCUAAUGCUUUGACAAACAUCAUCAAGCCGCCACCACGAAAGGAGAUCAACAUCAUCUUCAAGAUACCAUCUUUACCAGCGGAUGAUGCUAGGGUUUGAUAAUGCUUCCCAACUUUACUGUACCUUUUUUCGAUUGGUAAACUUGGAAGUUCCCAACUAAUUGGUAUGUUCUUUUUCUUAAAGCAUGUGAUGUGACCAUGACAUGUUUUCCGGAACAUUAUGAACAAAGAAGCUUCUGUAUUUAUCAAUCUCUUCUUCUACUCCUUCCUUCAAGUUUGUGGAACAGGGGAUUGAUAAUGCUUUUUAUAUUUGCUGCAUGUUUUUUAUGUAUAGGUAACUGUUGCUUGCAUUGUUAACUGGUUUAUACUUCA